AUGAAGACUCUCCUGAUCGUGCUUGUGUGUGUGGGCGUGGCCUCCUGCCAGGAUGGGUCCUACAUCCUGGAUUCCAGAGGCGUCGACGCCCAGCAGGGGCUCCUUCCAGCACGACAGCUCUACGACAACUACGAGGCCUUCUCAGACGCCUUCAGGCGACGAUCUCAGGAGAUGGCCAGGGAGUACAGCUUGGACCAGACCGUCUACAACGACCCUAACCCCGAGUACACCUGGGCUUAUGCCGUCGACGCCAAAUCCACCGGGGACAUGAAGUCUGCCAGAGAGGAGCGUCGAGGGGACGUCGUUGUGGGUCAGUAUUCUGUCAUGGACCCUGAUGGCACUCUGCGCACAGUCGACUACUCGGUCGCUCCAGGCACUGGAUUCCAAGCCAAGGUCACCAAGGAAAGGGCUGACGGCGUUUCCAGCAGUCCAGUCACGACAUACAGCCAACAGAAUCAGUAUUCCCAGUACCAAAGGCAGCAGUACAACCAGAAUCAACAAUCGUACAGGAAUCAAAACCAGGAAUCUCUCUCCCUGAAUCAGAGGAACGACAGGAAUGAUUACCAAAAUCAGUUCCAGAACCGGCAAUACCGAUAUGAAAAUGGUGAACGUUUCCAGAACCAGCAGUCAAACAGGAAUUACUUCCAGGACCAACAGUCUAAUAGGGACAACUUCCAGAACCAACAAUACUACAGACAAAAUUCCCAGAAUCAAAACAGAAAUGAUCUCCAGUUCAAGAACAAUGAUCGAAAAAUGAAGUAUUUACCAUGUCAACAGUUUAUGGAUCCAACAGGAAUUACUUCAACAAUGAUCAGUACAAUUCCCAAAGAAGUUUGUAUUCCAGGGAUUCAAACAACUUCCAGUCCUUUGCUCAACGUUAUGGAAACACAAACAGACAGAAUUAUAACCAGUACAACACCAAUUACAAUAACAACCAGCAAUCUCAACUCCAGAGAAAUAACAACUACAACCAGUACAACAGAGACUCAUCACAAUACACCUCAGGUAGAUAUGGCAACAACUAUUACAACUCUCAGGAACAGAACAACAGGUACAACCUGA
Molecule: messenger RNA, 1062 nt
Organism: Macrobrachium nipponense
Lineage: Eukaryota; Metazoa; Arthropoda; Malacostraca; Decapoda; Palaemonidae
Product: probable serine/threonine-protein kinase DDB_G0282963
Exons: 3
Coding region: 1-1062 (353 amino acids)
Cellular component (GO): extracellular matrix
Source: RefSeq, a predicted model, not a curated record